This is a messenger RNA of Aspergillus wentii DTO 134E9, 2716 nucleotides long. RefSeq lists its product as uncharacterized. Gene Ontology annotation, cellular component: nucleus; Z disc. NCBI's taxonomy places the organism in Eukaryota, Fungi, Ascomycota, Eurotiomycetes, Eurotiales, Aspergillaceae. Bases 136 to 2565 code for a protein of 809 amino acids. The transcript has 3 exons. Gene Ontology annotation, molecular function: transcription coregulator activity. The record is from RefSeq and is a predicted model, not a curated record.
UGAGGAGGGCGCGAGGACGUGUCGACGGAUCGGCCGACGAAUGACGGGGGCGUCCUCUGCGAGUUUCAAUGAAUUGACCUAUGGGAUAAUACUAUUUAUGAUCCUGUCGCUUGAUAUUUAAUUACGUGCAGCAUCAUGGCAGCAAUGGAUGCGGGCUUUUUGCCCGCGAUCAAAUGUUCCAAUUGUGGGAUGAAUGUCGACAUUGCGGCCAUGGGCGACCAUGUCUGUGCUCCAGUGACAUCUCCAGCACAGCCCAUCUUUCCAUCAUCGCCAUCUCCUCCUCCACCGCCACCGCCCCCAAAAUCCGAGUACGAUAUAGGAGCUAAGAGCCCUCCCCCGACUCGAAAAUCGGGUCCUCCACCACGCAUCGACCCUUCAAUAGCCAACCGGCCUUUUUUUCGUGUAGAUGAAACUACACCUGGGGGUACCAAUGCCCCCCUUUUACCCACCCCUCUCACGACAUCGGGGAAACCGCUCCAACAUGGCCAUUCUUUCAUUCCCAAUGAACCCAACUCUCCCGAUUCCAUCAAAUUGGAGUCCUUUCCAAUGCCCCGCGCGAUGGCGGGCCGGUCUCCUGGUCUCGCCGAUAUGAAAAUGGCCAGUUCAGCACCGCCAUUCGCGCAUUCAUACUCUCGGGAUAGUGAUGCAUCAUCGGGGCCUCCACCUCCCCCGCUCCCCAAGGAUGAUGUCCCCCAUAGACGAGGAGAGUCGCUUGACAGCAGAAGCAGUUACCGAACAUCUCUCGCAAGCACCCGAUUCGGUGGAACGAAUUCGAAGCGGUCUACUGGGAUGUCAAUGCGACGUCCAUCAUUCGGCAGUGUUUCUCGCAUUCACAAUGCGUUAAUAGAUGACGCACCCCCUGUGCCACCAGCACCUUCCCGCCAUAUGGCGCAAAGUUCGACUACAUCUUCAGACUGGGCACUACGCGAAGAUCAAGGAGAGAACUACAACGGGUUUGAUUUUGGAAUCCCCGAAGAAAGAAAGAAUUCCGCGGGCACCCUGGAGGCUGACAAGUCGGAUUAUCCUAACUCGUUGCGACCUUCGUCGCGAAGCCACUCUGAUCGACAGAGUGGUGAUCGAUUUCCCAGAAACGCAUCUCCAGUUUCGACGCCGCAUUCCGGUUACACGAAAGAGCGCUCUGCAUCUACAGGAUCGUCGAUCCGUGGCUCGCACAAACAAUUCCAGCGUUCAGACUCGAAUCUCUUACAGCCUGCCGACGCGGAGGGUUCGCGUUAUGGCGAUAGCCGAUUGAGAAAGAAUUCGGACGCGACGAGCGAUAGUGGUCUAUCGGUGUCAAAUUUUGCAAGAGCACUAGGACUUGAUGAUGCUGAAGAGAAUCAUGACACUUCCGCAACUUCUUCUGAUGGUUCACCGUCAGAAUGGCGGAGUGGAACCUCUCUGUCCAGCUUACCAUCAGAUGCAAGCCUGUCAAGACGAAAACCCUCGGAUCAGAUCCGCCUGGGGCCUGUCGCGGAGGAACGGCAGUCCAAUGCCAACGGUCAAGCUUUGAAUGAGCAUGUGGACAGCCCAACAGAUCUCGAACCUCCAAGGAUUCCAGACCCUCUCUUUAGUCCCGAUUCUCCUACCGACCCAGCGAUUCAUCAAGGCGGACUGUCCCUCAUCUCGGAGAAAGAAUCGCCAGAACCUGCCCAGAAAUCCCCUCCCCUACCUAUCAUCACACGCUCUGCGACAGCACCGCCCGAUCGUCCCUCACCGCGCCCCAAGGGGCGGUGUAAGGGCUGCGGCGAUAUGAUACUGGGUAAAUCCGUAUCAUCCGCCGAUGGUCGGCUUAGUGGCCGCUACCACAAGGCAUGCUUUGUCUGUUAUCACUGCCGGGUUCCUUUUGAGACGGCCGAUUUCUACGUUUUGAAUAACCGACCCUAUUGUAGCCACCACUACCACCAGUUCAACGGAUCACUCUGUUCUACAUGUAACAUGGGAAUUGAGGGGAAAUAUCUCGAAACGAUUGAAAGAACUGGGCGGGGCCCGGCAGAUCGACACAAGUUCCAUCCCGAAUGUCUACAGUGCCGUACCUGCCGCGUGCUCCUCAACGGUGAAUACUUUGAAUGGAAUGGUCUGGUGUAUUGCGAGCGUGAUGCCAGAAGAGCAGCGGCAUCAGUAUCCCCUCACCGUUUCCGCCGACCAACACUGGGGUCUUCGCCGCUGGCGAACUCUCGUCCUUACCCCCCUGGUCCUGGUUAUCCUCCUCCAUCUGGGUACCCGAUGAGACCACCGAUGAGGCCAAUGGGACCUGGAAUGGGACCUGGAAUGGGGCCUCCAAUGGGACCUCCAAUGGGACCUCCUAUGGGACCGCCAAUGGGUGCUCCAAUGGGCGGUCGUAUGAACGCUCCUAUGGACGCUCCUAUGGCCGCUAUGGGCGUUCCUGCUGUGGGCGCUCCUAUUGGUGCUGCUUCGUCGGGUGGUGGUCCCAUGGGAGUGCCCAUGGCAGUUCCCAGACCUCGCCCCGGCCCUGGCCCUGGUGGUCCACCAGGACCAGAUGGAUACUUGCCGCCUCCAGGCCGUCGAUUCCCCGAGCGACGAACAACGCGGAUGAUGAUGAUAUGAACUUUUUCCUCUUUUGGGCGGUAGCCAUUUUGCUUUCCAUACAUUGCGAUGUACAGAUAUUUCCUUUUUCUCGACUUCUCUAUGAUUGGAUUGACUUGAUUCAUUGCAUGAUGAGAAGACCGUUAUAUACCCAUUGCAUUCUUGUUUAUAU